GGCUGCUCGCCGCCCGGUCGCGGCGGGUGGAGGCAGCGGCCGCCAUUGUAGCCGGGGAUGGCGACGGUGAGGCGGUGUCUGUGUCUGUGUCGAUCCGGUGAUCACCAGUGGCCGCUGAAGUAACGGAGACUGGAGAAGAGGUGGCAGGGAGGUAGUGAUACUAAACCACAGAAACAAGGAGCCGCACAAGCUGGUUUACACAAAACGACACACAGUGCUGGAGUAAUUCAGCGGGUCCAGCAACAUCUCGGGAGAAGAUGGAUAGGUGACGUUUCAGGCAGUAUGAGACGCCCGACAGCCAAGUAUACGAAAGUGGGAGAGCGAUUACGGCAUGUUAUCCCCAGUAAUAUGCAGUGCUCCAUGGCAUGUGGUGGUCGAGCAUGCAAGUAUGAGAAUCCAUCCCGAUGGAGUGAUGAGGAACAAGCUCUUAAAGGCUUAUACUCUUCAUGGAUUACUGACAAUAUAUUAGCAAUGGCUCGUCCUUCCACUGAAAUUAUUGAAAAAUACAGCAUUAUUGAACAAUUUAAAAGGCAUGGCAUAAAGACAGUAAUUAAUCUUCAGCGUCCUGGGGAACAUUCACGCUGUGGUAAUCCCUUGGAGACGGAGAGUGGCUUUACCUACCUACCAGAGGUAUUCAUGGCGGCUGGAAUCUAUUUUUAUAAUUUUGGAUGGAAGGACUAUGGUGUGGCUUCUCUCACCACUAUUCUUGAUAUGGUCAAAGUUAUGGCUUUUGCCUUACAAGAAGGAAAAUUGGCUAUUCAUUGUCACGCAGGACUUGGAAGAACAGGCGUCUUAACAGCUUGCUACCUGGUCUAUGCAACAAGAAUGAGUGCAGACCAGGCGAUACUCUUUGUUCGUGCUAAGAGACCAAAUGCCAUUCAGACCCGUGGGCAAUUAUUGUGUAUCCGGGAAUUAUCCCAGUUCCUAAUUCCAUUACAAAAUGUAUUUUCCUGCUGUGAUCCAAGAGCACACGCCGUUACAGUUUCUCAAUAUCUGAUUCGCCAGCGCCACCUGCUCCAUGGAUAUGAAGCCCGCCAACUUAGGCAUGUGCCAAAGAUAAUUCACUUGACUUGUAAAUUGUUACUGGACUUUGCAGAAAAUAAGUUAUUGAUUGAGGAAGAAAAUAUUGAGAUCCCUGAUCUUUCAGCAGAAAUUGAAAAGACUGUUUCACAGUUGGCCAUAAUUCAACUGGAUAACGAAUUUGAUGGCCAAGCCUUCGAUAUGGGGGAUCAUUUUGAGCACACUGUGGUAUCAGCAUCAGAAAUUAUUCCGAAUGAUACAGUACUGGCUAAUGUGCAAGAAUUCGACCCUCUUUGGAAACACAGUGAUGUCGACCUCUUUCAACCCAUGUCCCAUCUUAAAAAACGCCUCAGCUAUAGCGAGUCAGAUCUUCAGAAAGUCGAACUCUUUGCCGAGCAAAGUGAGACACCUUUUACAUCACCUACGCAAAUUGCUUUCUCUAGCAAGUUCCAUCAGCAAAGUUUGUCUCACCUUAACCUGAGACAACCCAGUCCAAUACCGAUGGACACCAAUGAGAUUAGCUCGGCUGUUCUGAAAGUGCCAGAGCUAUGUCUUAUUAAACAAACUCCAUCCAUAACAAACUCCAGUGCCUGGGACUUUCAAAAUCCAUGUAAUGCAAAUGACCAAAGAAUGGGAUCUCCUCUAUUUUUAAGGAGGAAACUUCCAAAAGACAUCCAUAGAACAUUUUCAUUAAGAUCAUCGACUACAGUCGCUGCACUAAAAUACUUGAUCUCUGAGACACCCGACACAGUUAUUUCUUCUUCUUCUCAUGACACCAAUAACAUAAAUGAGAAAGGAUGUACCAAGGUUAACACAUCCAAUAAGCAGAUUGCCAGUGUGUCAAAGGAAAUUACUUCCACUUCUCCAUUCUGUAAAAAAACUGCAGAUCAAACCUCAGCAAUUUACAAAAAUGUGUUUCUGAUUGAGAAUGAAGACAAGAAUAUUAACAGCUCCAUUGAAGAGAUUCCACAUAUUACCCUACACUCAGAAUUAAGCAUUGAAGGAAGAAGAUUAGCAGCAGGAAAAGCUCUGGCAUUUUGCAUGGAUUUUGAUGAAGAUCUCAUAGAUAAAGUUGAAAAGUGGCAACACGAAUUAAAUGUCAGUGAAGGAACUUGGGAAAGAAUCUGUACAGAGAAGAAUCCUUAUGUAUUAUGCAGUCUUAUGUGGUCCUGGCUUGAACAGUUGAAAGAACCUGUUAUAAGUAGGGCAGAUGUGGAAACCUUAGCACACAAAUGUAUGGAUCCCAAUAAAGCCUUUUACUCACUAGAAAAGAAUCAAUAUCAGGCACUGCUUUGCAUUCUUGAUUGUAUGGCACAAUUGCGUGACUUGCCAUUUGAUGUAGAAGAUGCUAUACUUACUCGGGCAAUUAGAGCUUUUACAAAGGUCUGUUUUGAUGCUGAUGAGGGUCCUAAGGUAUACAAUACACUCAGGACAAUAUUAAAGCCGAUCUUACAAGAAAAACGAGCCAAACUCGCAGAUUGUGAAAUUUCUAAUUGAAUACAAAAUUUCGGUUUGCCGAUUUCUUGUGUAGGAAUUUAGGAGCAUUCAUUUUUUGCUGUUCCUGUUAUUAUCAUUGCCCGAAAUAUAAAAGACGUAAGUGAGUAAUGGACAAACUCUAUGUUGCGGAAUAGAGGACAAUAAUUAGGCAAUAUGAUUUAGAUCAGAGUAAAUGUACGUGCCACAUACUUGAUUGUUGUCAUAUUGUAAAUAUAGUUUGGAUUUAAGAAAUAAGAUUUAUUUAAGAAAACUUGAUCUUGAACUUGAACAGUCACUCCAGCCACCAAAUUACAAUAAGAUAUAUUUGUUUAAAGAAACUGCCAUGAUCUUAAGUGCCACAUAUAAAUGUGGCAAGAUAUUUUGAAUUUAAGUAAUUUAACUUUUACACUAAUAUUGUAUGAAAUAUACUAGGCCCUAUUUGCAACAUAUUUUUUUCUAUGUCAAAAUUGUUUUAUUUGUUUAUUGCUAUAAUUCAGUGUUCAAUUUGAAGUAACUAUAUUUUAAAAUGUAUGAAGAGAAAAUGUUUGAUGGUUUAGACUUUUUAAGAAUUUUUAAUAAGUGCAUUGCCAAGCUACUCUGAUUUGUUCUAAUAAUUAGAUUCUUAGUUUAAAUGUCAUGAAAACAUGUAAAUACAAUAUUAAUAAAUGGGUUUAAAAUGUCUGUGCUUGGAACGUCAUGUGGCACUGAAUAAUUUUUAUUGGUGGGAUGAACUAAAUUGAAUACUUCUUGAAGCAUUUUAAGCAACAUUGAAGAGGGAGUGAAGGUUUGAACAUAACACCAUUUAUAUUUUUUCACAAGUAAAUAUGGCAGAUAUAUGAUUUAUAUUCGGUGCAGCCUGAUUUCAAUAAAUGCCAGUUUGCAGAGU
Molecule: messenger RNA, 3382 nt
Organism: Leucoraja erinaceus (little skate)
Lineage: Eukaryota; Metazoa; Chordata; Chondrichthyes; Rajiformes; Rajidae
Gene: ptpdc1a
Product: protein tyrosine phosphatase domain containing 1a
Exons: 10
Coding region: 283-2517 (744 amino acids)
Biological process (GO): protein dephosphorylation; cilium assembly
Molecular function (GO): protein tyrosine/serine/threonine phosphatase activity
Source: RefSeq, a predicted model, not a curated record